UUGAGGAAGUUCGAGCUCAGCGCGCGCGAGUGGACCAUUGCGCACCAGCUCACGGAUGUGCUCAAGUUCUUCUCGCGCGGGACACCCAACCUCGCGACUGUCAUCCCAGCUAUGGACCUGAUCGACCAACAGCUCGCAUCCAAGCACAAGAUGACGGCCAAGUACGAUUUUGCAAUCCGCACCGCAAUGGGCCUCGCCAAACGUACUCUGAACAAGUACUACGAGCUGUCGGACUCCUCAGAGGCGUAUAGGAUCGCUAUGAUUCUUCAUCCCAGCUUCAAGAAAGCGUACUUCGAGCAGGCUGCCUGGCUUCCGGAGUGGAUCGAGACCGCCGAGGGCCUUGUCCGCAAGCGAUUCGAC
Messenger RNA from Trametes versicolor FP-101664 SS1, 360 nucleotides. RefSeq lists its product as uncharacterized. The record is from RefSeq and is a predicted model, not a curated record. The transcript has 3 exons. The annotation marks the transcript as partial. NCBI's taxonomy places the organism in Eukaryota, Fungi, Basidiomycota, Agaricomycetes, Polyporales, Polyporaceae.